AUAAAUUGUCUACUUAAACAACUUGUAUUUUGAUAAAUUGUAUUAUGUAUUUUGUAUUGCACUAUUCAUUUUGUACUUACGUGACAUUUUUUAUUUACUCUUUUUUACUUUAUGACAACAGAUGACUAUCAAAGGUGGCGGUGAUAAAGGAAAGGCCCAUCCUACUAGGGGUAAACCAAAAAUGCUGCGACCGGGUAAACUUAAUGAGCAGCGGGAUGUCAUACGUCGCAACUUGUCUACCACUAGGCCAUUUCAUUGUUCGUCUCCAGCCCCGUCUCAGCCUCCAACAUCAACUAAGAUUGUAGCACCUGUUGAUACUAUAACACCACCAUCCCACCCGAUACCAUCUCCCAUCCAUGCCUCAACCCCUGAGGUAUUUGUCUUUAUGCUGACUCCAGGUUUAAGUAUUCAUACCAUGGGUGCCUCUUCACAACAUUCCCCACAUGAGGCUUUGGUAGAGAAGAAUGUGGAACAAACUUCUGAUGAUCAUGAGGAUAAGGUGGAAAUUGGGGACCACAACCAAGAUGAUAAGGAGGUGGGUCAAGGGAACGUUCCUCCUAUCGUGCCUGUGAGAGAUGAUAAUGGAAAAGUCAUUAUACGACCUUAUGGUAAAGGUUGCAGAUGCCAUUAGGUAUGCCAUACAAAAACAAUUUCGUGAGCCUAUCUAUGGUUGGAGUGCAACCACUGACAUAAUUAGACAAGAUUGAUUUGAAAAGUUUGCGGUAAGCCUUUGAAUAUAAUUAUAUGUUCAAUUCAUUUUUCUAGCAUAUAUAGGGAGAAUUGUGUAAUCUGUUUUGUUGAUAGUAGUUAGUACAUAUAUACUUUUUGUUAUUCCCAAGAGAAGGUAUCGUGGGAUCCUUUGUUGAGACAAACUCCAUAUUUAAAGUUUUGAUGAAAAUAAACAAAUGUUAAUUAAGAAAGUUAA
Cicer arietinum (chickpea) is the source of this 925-nucleotide messenger RNA. Lineage: Eukaryota; Viridiplantae; Streptophyta; Magnoliopsida; Fabales; Fabaceae. The record is from RefSeq and is a predicted model, not a curated record.